AUGGAAGAAGAAGCUGAAGAGAAUGAUUAUGGCAACGAUGAAGAACUGAAUAGGGCAACACAAAAUACUAUUAGGUAUGAUAGACAUUACAUAUUUAUUAUGCCUUUCAAAAAAUUCUCAGGCCAGAAAAUACAACAUGGUUUUUACAUAAAGCAUUUUUAAUUAUCUAAGUGACAAAACAUUGUAUACAUUGACAACUUAUGUCAACCUGCGACAAGCAACAACAAAAAUGUGCUUGAGAUAACCUGCACCACUUACAAACACCCUAUUUCAUUGGUGUUGAAGCCAUGUGUGAUAACUACCAGGUGCCCCAAGAAAAACUGUACACUGUUUGAUUUAUUGUAACAUAAAAACUAUAAACGCUAUUGCACUUGAAAUUUCAUUGAAUUCGGAAAGGGCCGACUUAGAUUUUGAUACAUAACAUUUAAUUUUCUGUGCAAUAUUGACUGCGUUAUGGAUGUUUUAAAGUUGAACUGCCAUUUUUGAAAAUGCCAAUAAUUAGUAUAAAACGGCCUAUCAAAUACUCAUUUAGUACACCUGUGAAUUAUUUUAUUCUGGUUAAAAGAACGCAUGUAUGAACAAUAAAACUGUUUUAUAUAAGUCUAUUAAAAAGCAAAAGUUUUAUAAAUAAAACAAUUCUAUUGUACAUAUAUGUGCGUUCUUUUAAUCAGAAUAAAAAAAAUUCACAAGUGAACUAAAUGGGUAUUUGAUAGGCCAUUUUUUUACACACGUUACAUUUCUCAAACAAAAAUAAAAGUUAGAAAUAACCAGAUUUGACAAUUGGCUACUUACUAUAAUAUCAUCUUUUAUGUACCACUGACGGAAUUAAAUGAACAUUUUUCUUUUUGCAGUGUACCACCUAAUGUCAAAUGCCAAGACGAACCAAAGUUCAUAGUGUUCUAUAGUACACUAUUAUCGUUGUUUUCUUUGUUCUGCUUUCGAUGUAAGAAGGACAAACCAACAGUGAAAAUGCUAAGAAAUGGAACUAUGGUUACUGUAACACAAUAUUGUGAUGCUUGCCAAACAAAGUCGUUUACCUGGAGAAGUGAACCAUUUGUGUUUGGAAGGUAUCCAGCUGGAAAUAUAUUACUGAGUUUUGCAGUACUCAUGGCUGGUGCAUCAAUAAGCAAGGUUCUUCUUGUAUUCAAGCAUAUGGGAUUGGCUGCAUAUACUCCAAGAUCAUUUUUUUACCAUCAAAGCAGAUUUCUUAUUCCUACGAUCCUGAUGUAUUGGGAGUCAUAUUGA
Messenger RNA from Paramuricea clavata, 1245 nucleotides. The record is from the annotation of a GenBank genome assembly. Lineage: Eukaryota; Metazoa; Cnidaria; Anthozoa; Malacalcyonacea; Plexauridae.